AUGGCCGAUCACCUCGAAUCAUUGCCCCGGACUGCUUCGCCUUUCUCCGGACAAGAGUCAUUCGACGAGAAGGCUGAUAAUUCCCCGACGACUGAGAAACCAGAAGCUGAGUAUGGGGGGACCCUUGCGAAGCGGAUCAGCUCAGAUGCGUUAACGGACGGCGGCGAGACAACUUACCUGAAGGGAGAGCCUGUGAUUACGACGGGGGAAGACGUUUCAAGAUUCCUCGUAGAUUUACGAGACGAUCAUGACACUGCGCUCACGUUCCGAUCCCUCUUCCUGGGCACUAUCUUUGCUGGACUCGGUGCUGCAGUCUGUCAGAUCUAUCUCUUCAAACCGGUGCAAGUCGUCGUGUCCUCGGUCUUCCUCUUGCUGCUCAUCUAUUCCGUGGGAACGGCCUGGGGCAAGUUUUUACCCACAGGUACUCGAGUGCAAGGAACUCGUUUCGCACGGCUUGGGCCCAUCCUCGACUUCAUCAACCCCGGUGAAUUUAAGUUGAAGGAGCAUGCGAUUGCCACUCUUGUCGCCUCUACUGCUUCUGGUGGCAGUAGUGCAGUACAGAACUUCGCAGUCCAGCGUCUCUACUACAACACGAACGUCGAGGGAACGACGGCAGUACUUGCCACUUUCUCAACGGCAUGCUUCGGGUAUGGCUUGGUCGGUUUGCUUCGCCCGCUGACCGUAUACCCGAGCGAGAUGGUCUAUUGGGGUAACUUGCCUUCAGUCUCCAUCUUCCAAGCACUCCAUUUUGACAACGGUGCUAACAAGAAGCGGGUCAAGCUGUUCUGGUCGGCUUUCAUGGGGAUGUUCUGUUUCGAAGUCAUCCCCGCGUAUAUCUUCCCGCUGCUCAAUGGCGUCAGCGUCAUCUGCCUUGCAACGCAGAAGGCCUCUCCAUCCGCGCAGAAUGUCAUCACGAACCUAUUCGGCGGCACGGACGGCAAUGAGGGACUGGGCUUGCUCAGCAUUUCGUUCGAUUGGCAGUACAUUACGUCGCUGUACACUAGUCUGCCUCUGAUCCAACAAGCGAACUCGUGGGUCGGAUAUGGCUUGUGCUAUGUCAUCGUCAUGGCCAUCUACUACUCGAAUGCAUGGAACUCAUUGUCGUUCCCAAUGCUCUCGACGUCGAUCUUCUCGUCGAAUGGUACUGUGUACGACCAAGCUGCCGUCUUUGGGUCCGGUGGUAUCCUCAACCAAACGGCCUUGGAUGCAGUUGGUCUUCCCGCUCUGACUGGUUCAAACGCAUGGUCUCAGCUUACCGCUAACCUUGCUAUUGGCGGCCUCGUCGCACACACCCUUCUGUUUUGGAGUGGAUACGUCGUAGAGUCAUUCAAACAGGCCAGGACCAAGUCGCAGACGGAUCCUCACUGGCAGAUCAUGAUCCGUGACUACAAGGAAGUACCUUGGUAUUGGUACCUCGGCUUGCUGAUACUUUCGUUCUUUGCUGGUCUCAUCGUCGUCCUUAAGGGUCAGACCACCCUUCCAUGGUGGUCGUACUUGAUUGCGCUGUUGCUGGGAGCGUUUGUCACACCGUUUUCGACAUUGCUGUAUGCUCGCAUGGGCAACGGCAUUGCGACGAAUCAACUGAUGAAGAUGGUUGCGGGCGCGAUCAAUCCCGGCCGACCUGUUGCUAACCUCUACUUUUCGAUGUGGAGUCACGAUGUCGUCUCAACCUCCAUCGGGCUUGCCGGCGAUCUUAAGAUGGGGCAGUAUCUCAAGAUCCCACCCCGUGCUAUGUUUGUCACGCAGGUAUGGGGAACCAUCCUAGGCGCCGCUGUGAACUACGCGGUCAUGGUUUCCAUCGUCGACGCACAACGCGACAUCCUUCUCGAUCCCGAGGGGACGAACGUCUGGAGCGGCCAGACCACACAGAGCCUUAAUAGCGCAGCCAUCACCUGGUCGCUGGCAAAGGAGCUGUACGGACCGCACGGACCCUACAUCUGGGUACCGCUCAGUCUGCUCUUCGGGAUGAUCCCGACAUUCUUCCAAUGGCUAUUCUCCAAGCGCUAUCCGCGGAUUGGGCCCAUCCGCACGGACUCGAUCAUCCUACCCCUCAUCUACAUGUAUUCAUCGUGGAUGACCGCCGGAACGAACUCGCCUAUCACGUCCGUGAUCAUCACGGGCCUCGUCUCGCAGCUCUGGCUGCGCAGGUACCACCCCGGUUGGUUCCGGAAGUACAACUAUAUCCUCGGCGGUGCGCUGGAUGGCGGCGCGCAAGUCAUGAUAUUCAUCCUCUCGUUCGCCGUGUUCGGCGCGUCGGGGACACCCCGGCCCUUCCCCGCUUGGGCGGGCAACCCGGCGACUGGGAACACGGAUUACUGCAACGGCAACCAAGACUGA
Messenger RNA from Rhodofomes roseus, 2337 nucleotides. Its product is annotated as oligopeptide transporter. Gene Ontology annotation, molecular function: oligopeptide transmembrane transporter activity. The record is from RefSeq and is a predicted model, not a curated record. The transcript has 21 exons. Gene Ontology annotation, biological process: transmembrane transport. The coding region runs from base 1 to 2337 and encodes 778 amino acids. Lineage: Eukaryota; Fungi; Basidiomycota; Agaricomycetes; Polyporales; Fomitopsidaceae.